Molecule: messenger RNA, 9088 nt
Organism: Manis javanica (Malayan pangolin)
Lineage: Eukaryota; Metazoa; Chordata; Mammalia; Pholidota; Manidae
Gene: MMP16
Product: matrix metallopeptidase 16
Biological process (GO): proteolysis; extracellular matrix organization; collagen catabolic process
Cellular component (GO): plasma membrane; extracellular matrix
Molecular function (GO): metalloendopeptidase activity; zinc ion binding
Source: RefSeq, a predicted model, not a curated record
GGGGAAGGAGGAGGAGACGCGCGGGCUGGAGGCGGCGGCGGCGGCGGCGGCGGCGGCUGCUGCGGCUGCGACUUGGCGCUUCGAGCCGGAACCGCCGGUGAACUUGGGCGCCACGCACUGGAAGACGGUUGGAUUUCGUGCAUCAUUCGGGGAUAUUUUUCUUGCAUACCUUGCUUUGGAUUUUAUGUGCUACUGUCUGCGGAACGGAGCAGUAUUUCAAUGUGGAGGUUUGGUUACAAAAGUACGGCUACCUUCCACCGACCGACCCCAGCAUGUCGGUGCUGCGCUCUGCGGAGACCAUGCAGUCUGCCUUAGCUGCCAUGCAGCAGUUCUAUGGCAUUAACAUGACAGGAAAAGUGGACAGAAACACAAUUGACUGGAUGAAGAAGCCUCGAUGUGGUGUACCUGACCAGACAAGAGGUAGCUCCAAAUUUAAUAUUCGUCGAAAGCGAUAUGCAUUAACAGGACAGAAGUGGCAGCACAAACACAUCACGUACAGUAUAAAGAACGUAACUCCAAAAGUAGGAGACACUGAAACCCGUAAAGCUAUUCGCCGUGCCUUUGAUGUGUGGCAGAAUGUAACUCCACUGACAUUUGAAGAAGUUCCCUACAGUGAAUUAGAAAAUGGCAAACGUGAUGUGGAUAUAACCAUAAUUUUUGCAUCUGGUUUUCACGGAGACAGUUCUCCCUUUGAUGGAGAGGGAGGAUUUUUGGCUCAUGCCUAUUUCCCUGGACCAGGAAUUGGGGGAGAUACUCACUUUGACUCAGAUGAACCAUGGACACUAGGAAAUCCUAAUCAUGAUGGAAAUGACUUAUUUCUUGUAGCAGUUCAUGAGCUGGGGCAUGCUCUGGGAUUGGAACACUCCAAUGACCCCACUGCCAUCAUGGCUCCAUUUUACCAGUACAUGGAGACCGACCACUUCAAACUACCUAAUGAUGACUUGCAGGGCAUCCAGAAGAUAUAUGGUCCACCUGACAAGAUUCCUCCACCAACAAGACCUCUACCGACAGUGCCCCCACACCGCUCUGUUCCUCCGGUUGACCCAAGGAAGAAUGACAGGCCCAAACCUCCCCGGCCUCCCACUGGCAGACCUUCCUACCCUGGAGCCAAACCCAACAUCUGUGAUGGGAACUUUAACACUCUAGCUAUUCUUCGCCGUGAGAUGUUUGUUUUCAAGGACCAGUGGUUUUGGCGAGUGAGAAACAACAGGGUGAUGGAUGGAUACCCCAUGCAAAUUACUUACUUCUGGCGGGGCUUGCCUCCAAGUAUCGAUGCAGUUUAUGAAAACAGUGAUGGGAAUUUUGUCUUCUUUAAAGGUAACAAAUAUUGGGUGUUCAAGGACACGACUCUUCAGCCUGGUUACCCUCAUGACUUGAUUACUCUUGGAAGUGGAAUUCCCCCGCAUGGUAUUGACUCAGCCAUUUGGUGGGAGGACGUUGGGAAAACCUAUUUCUUCAAGGGGGACAGAUAUUGGAGAUACAGUGAAGAAAUGAAAACAAUGGAUCCUGGCUAUCCCAAACCAAUCACAGUCUGGAAAGGUAUCCCUGAUUCUCCUCAGGGAGCCUUUGUACACAAAGAAAAUGGCUUUACAUAUUUCUACAAAGGAAAGGAGUAUUGGAAAUUCAACAACCAGAUACUCAAGGUAGAACCUGGAUAUCCUAGAUCCAUCCUCAAGGAUUUUAUGGGCUGUGAUGGACCAACAGACAGAGAUAAAGAAGGACACAGCCCACCAGAUGAUGUAGACAUUGUCAUCAAACUGGACAACACAGCCAGCACUGUGAAAGCCAUAGCUAUUGUCAUUCCCUGCAUCUUGGCCUUAUGCCUCCUGGUAUUGGUUUACACUGUGUUCCAGUUCAAGAGGAAAGGAACACCCCGCCACAUACUGUACUGUAAACGCUCUAUGCAAGAGUGGGUGUGAUGUAGGGUUUUUUCCUUCUUUCUUUUCCAGGAGUUUGUGGUAACUUGAGAUUCAAGACAAGAGCUGUUAUGCUGUUUCCUAGCUAGGAGCAGGCUUGUGGCAGCCUGAUUCAGGGCUGACCUUUCAAACCCAGAGGGUUGCUGGUCCUGCACAUGAGUGGAAAUAUGCUCGUGGGGAAGCUUCCAUGAUGCACAGUAUCUGCCGUUCUUCAGUCCUUUGUCUUUCUUUGUCAUUCAGUUCUAGGCCUUUCCUCUGCACGCUCAAUGCCCAGUAAAUUUUCAGGAUUACCUAAAGAAGAGGAAAAAAAAAGAAGAAAAGAUUCUUCUUAAAGGUUUCUAAUAUUAUUUUCCUUCUGAAAUCUGAGCCCAUUUCUCGGGGGAAAAAGCAAAAUGGAAAACCCACAAAUUUUUGCUUAAAGCAAAGGAAAAAAAAAAAGUUAAGCAAAAACCCACAAUUGAACUUUCAGGAAAGUGUGAAGACCCAAAAUAGCUUUGUCUCCAAAGAAGAUCGCUCUCUGACCACUAUGGAUAGUCUCCUACGCUUCAUUUUUGUCAGGUGGGAGAUCUGGAAUACACAUGCAGGACUUCAGACUGUUGGGACAGCCAUUUUCCAACAAACAAGGGGCCAAAAUAUCUGCAAUAUAGUAACAGCCUUAAUAUACAUCCAUUUUUCAUUUUAUACAGCUGUUCUCAGCUAUGUCCUCAAUGUUUCAUCACAUUUAUAUUCAUAGCUAUAUUCGAACAGGACCUUAUAAUUGUUUUUGAAGUGUUUCUAAACCCCUUCCUGCCAUCUUACCCUGAUAUCAUUGUGAUAAUCUCCCCAAGUUGUAUUAGGCCAUUGCCCCAGGCCUUCCAAAGGUCUGUCAGGAAUAUUCAUUUUAAACAAAGCAAGAAGCCGUAUGUCUCUGCAGUGGUUUAAAAUGACAGUUAUUUUACAAGGAUUUGUGACAUUAGUAGUACAUUGGUGUAACCCUUUGAGAACUAUCAGAUCAGCCUUCAGAGUCAGGUUUGUCAGUCUUGCUGUCUGGCAAAUUAUAGAACUGGGCAAUGGUAGAAAGCAGGCACAGUUUCCAGAAGUUCAGGUUUUAAACAGACAUCCUGUAACCCCAUGUAAUUUUAAAGUGAUUUAUGGUACUACAUAAAUGCAUUUAUAACAAACAGGAAUGAUGUUACUUGCCAAAACUUUUCUGGCAAAUAAAAAGGUAUUUUAUUAAGUAUCUGGCAAGAGUGAAAUUUUAUUUGAGCAACUGAUUACAAUAGCCUUCUUAUUUCGUUCGUAGAUAUAUUGAAUUUUUUUUUAAAGUCCAUUGCAUGAAACUUCAGUUUGUCUUGGUACAUGCAGUGAGCACUACCAUUUUUAAAAUGCACAGAAACGAUGACUCUGAGAUCGCAUGCAUAUCCUCCAGCGCAUUACCUAUUGCAUGGCAAACAUAGUUCUCAAAGGGUUAGUGUGGCAGCUGGCAUUUAGCCAUGCGUUUGAUCACUGACAGAGCCAAGAGACCACCAAAGCGUUUCGUUGUUGAGUGUAAUUUGUCCUAACAGCAGUAUUGUCAUUUUCAUGUGACCUGCAGAGCAGGUUUGUAUCAAUAUUUUUUUCCUAGAGAAAAGUCAGCAACUGACAGACCUCUUUAUUGAUUUCUAGGAGCUGCUUCUUGCAGUGAAAGGCUUUACAGCCACUGGGCUGUGAACUUAUUAAGAGAUGGUCAGACUGAAUGCACCCCAUGAGUCAGACAUUGGCUUUGUGUGAAAGCCAGCUUUGGAGGGGAUUAGCUUUUGAAACAAUGAAUAGCUUGCAUUGAACUUGAUUAUUGAUCUGUUGACUGUCAUUAACAACUUAAACAUUGUCUUCUGUGAGACUUUUUCCUUGAAGAGUCCUGUUCUGUGUCUCUGCCCUUUGACCUUUAACUUGCAAACUGGCACAAACUGAAGGAAAUCCGGUGUUGCUUCUCCAUUGGAGUGCUAAUUGUUCUCUAGAAACCUAGCAAACAUGAGCUGUUCCCUUAGAGUGGAGAGAGAGUGUGGACGAUAGAUCUACAGAUGGACACUUUGCUCUUUACAUGCACACUCAAAAAAUGCCCUAUAGGUAGAAGUGACUUUUAAUUUUCCUUUAAUAUAAUUUUGAGUCUAAAUUCAUCAUUUUAGUAUAAAUAUAAAACCAUAGGGGAAAAAAAACCCUCAAAAUACUUGAAUGGCCAGUGUGGCUUUUAUAUAAGCAGGAAUUUUAUACUAGUGAAAAUUUCUUACUCAUUUGCUAAUAAUACACAUUUCCAGAUGAUUUUUAAUGAGUGUAGGUAUACAUUCUUAUUUGGAAAUGGAUGGUUUGGCUGCCUUGAAUUUAUAUUUAUACUCAACAUAGCAUGGAAAUUAGAAUGCCUUUCAGUUGAACAUGUUUAUAAUUUGGUUGGGGAAAUAUUUUGUAAUCAUAGGUGGCAUGCUGCAAAGCCUUGUUGUUUCUUACAACCUGGACAUAUAAUGUAAGGCAAAGAAAAAAGAACAGUUGAAAAGGAGGAGUAGGUUUACAGCUAAACAUUAUGCAAUACAGAUUGUAUUUUGGUGAGAUGCCAGAGAUGAUGUGUGUGAGGGCCAAGAAAGCAAGGGGGAGGAACAAUUAGCUCUGCAGCUUUAUUUCAGUGCUUCCAUUCUAGACAAUGCUGAUAUUAUAAAGUUUGUCACUUCUGCUGAGCACGGAGGAUUAUAUACAUAAGUUCACUUAUACAGUGUUUGCUUGUGAGGGGGUUUAAUCCUUUUAGGACCUUGUUCUCAAGAAAAAGAAAUGACUGGAAAUUAUAUUUUCCUAAAGGGAGAAAAAAGGAACUAUGUAACUUUGGGACAUGUGUAAAUCAUUGAGGAAUUCCAUCAACCUGCAUUGAAAACUAAUAUUUUUUUCCUCUAAAAUGGGAAAGAAACUGAAGAAGCAAUCUUUUGCCUCUUUACUCAUUUGUCACAAUAUCCUGACUCAUCGCAAGACUAUAAGUAUAUAAGGGCUAGAAAAUAAUCUUAGCAUGAAGAAAGGAAGACUCUGUCAUUAUUGAAUUAUGGAAAUGUCAUGAGUAUUAGGUCAUAUUUAUUUCAAAAUGAGAUGAAACUUAUGUGAUAAGAAAAGACAUAUGCAUCUUCUCUCUUUACCAAAACAUUUAAAUUUUCAGGCUGUGAGACUACAAGAAAUAAGAAAACAUGAAAUACAGCAUAAUCACAAACAUCGACAUUGUAAAUGUUUAUUGUACACCAGGCACUUUGUGAGUAUGGUUGCUGACUCCUCUUCCACUGGGGUUUUGGAAAAUAAAUCUCAGUCCUAAUGGAAUAAUGAAAGGGAGAGAUACUAAUUGGUCUAGCACAUAAGAAUAGUGGUCCCAAAACAACAUGGACUAAAUUUCAACAAUGUAAUAUACUAGUUCAGUAUAAUAGAAAGAUACAGCCUAUCAAAUAUUUUCAUAAUCCCAUCAUUCAUAGCAUGGAAAGGUCAGGUUUAGUUUUCCAAAUUUAAAUGAAAACCCAUUCAUGAUCACAAAAAAUAAUUCUCCUUGUGUUUCAUUAUUUCUCAUUACUUUAAUAGAAAUACAAAUGUAAACAAGGUAAUGUUCCUUAUGUAAAUUAACUAUGUAGUUUAUGAUUGUAGUCAAAUAUUGUUCUCUAUAUUAUUAACAAGUCUGAAUGAAGUAUUUAAAUAGAUGAUCAAUCUGUAUUCUCUAUAAAACAGUAAAUCCACAUGAGACCUGUAGAAGAGGUUGUGAAUUUAACUAUUGACUCAUUUCAGAACGAAGUGUCUGCUGACAUGGCAAUCAGAACAGAUGAAUACAGAUACUCUUUACAAUUGCAAAGGUAACACAUAAAUUAGAGAACAUUAUAUGAUAAGCAAGACAACUUCUGUUAUAAAUCAGAGGGCAAGGCUUUUCUGAAUCAGAUAUAAUAAAUUACUAAGUAAUAAUUUACAAAAAAUAAUUACUAAGUAAUAUAGGAUAGAGACUGACUUACUGAAUAAGCAAGUGUUACUUUUACUAGUCAGAUUGCUUGUAAUCUUUUUCUACUGACACACAAUUUGUUUCAAAUACAAUAUACUUAUUUUUAUUCCCUUUCUGUGGGUGACUUAAAAAUAGCAAUGUGGUGGAUGAGAACAUUGCCCAACUUCACUAGUAAUUCCAGUACAUGAAUGAUGUGUAUAUACUGGAUCCUGGGCAUAGUAAUGUAAUACGUUCAAGAUCUACAUACUAUACUGAUAUCUCUAGUAUGGUACAAACACAUACCACACUUUGUGGGCCUUACAGUAGAAUAACUAAUGUAUCCAUAUUGACCUCAUGAAUGGUGGUGAAAUCUUUGUCAUCAAAUAUGACAGAGUUCAUUUAAUUUUAGAUGCUCUUAAGAGCACAUUCCAAAGUAUCACCAAUGUCAAACAGAGCAUGCCAUCUAAACCAAAAAUGUUGAAUUCAAAUGAGCUAUUACAAAUAGCUGUGAGUACAAUCUCAGCCAAUAUAUGAUAUCAAAAGUUUAAGUCAAUAGUAUUAGAGGAAUAACUGUUCCACUGCUUCCACUGCAUCUCAUGAUCCUGAUUUAUUUUGACCACAGGUUGUAACUGGCAGAGCAUAUGUGUGUUACAGAUUCCAUGUUGCCUAGAAGGGAACCAUAGCUACAUAGAAAAGCUUUAUCAGUUACAUUUAAAAAUUAGAACUUUAUAUAAUAAAGCACCAACUAAGAAUAACACCCUACCCUAAAUAUGAAAGCUAAAUAUUAUAUUUAUAAAUAUAAUGGAAAUGGAAGAAGAGGAAAAAUGCAUCUUUUGUAAAAUAUAAAAGUAUACUAUAGCACUCCUUAUUAAAACUGGAAACUUUAAUUUAGCAAGUAUAAAAAUAGUAAAGAAAAAUGCAACUUUCAAGCUUCACACUAGUGAAGGGUAUGUGACAUAUCGAUGUAUAUAAUUAGCCAGUGGUCAUUAGAUGUUACCCUGCAUAAACACAUUGGAUGCCCAUGCAUUGUUUUAUGGGGUAAAGUGUCAAAGUUAGAUGUUCAGUAACCUCAGUUGGAAAGAUGUAUAACAUUAGAAUCUCUUGAGAAAAGCCAUUUCCCUAGGAUAGAAAUUUACCUCAAUAAUCAUAACACAAGAACACUUGGCAUAGAGUAAACAAGUUGCCUUAGUGUUAUAGUCUCCUCUGAUGAUAACCUUUGUUCUUUCCUGUACUACUUAAGUAAUUUUUUAUUUGUUUCCAUUGGUGUAAUUUUGAAAUGAAUCUGAGAUAUUUUAAGUCAGGUUAAUAACAUCCAAUUACAAAUAGUCUCUCAAUAUUUUAUACAUCUACUUCAAAAUUUAAACCAAUAGUGUGUAAAGCCUAAGAACAAACACUGAUUUAACAAAUUCACAGAAGUUGAGUGAAAGGUGGAUUUGAUAUUAUAAUACUUCUGUCAAUUUUGUGGUAGAAUACUGAAGUAGCAGCAUUUCAUUUUAAACAUAAUUGUGAGCUUAUAACUGGACAUGACAUGUAUCAUUUUUUUGAACAAUGCCAAUUCUUCAUAUUAAGUAUAAAUUGUGAGUGCUAUAACAGUACUUCAUAGGCACUCAUAACUAAAGCUCUUUAAGGGAAACAAGGGCAUAUCGAAUAACUCAUGGUCAGUGUACAGUAAGUAUAAAAAGUUACAUGUGAAAGAUACUUAUUUCUGAAGUUCCUAGGCCUUUUCAAUUUAAAGAGCAGUGUGUCUUAGAAUUUAUCUUAUAUUAAUAUUGGACUGGAAAUAACAUUUAAGUUUGCACUCACCAUGUUCUUACAUUCAAGGGCACCCUGGACAGUGUAGGACAAGUAUAAAUUAGAAUGUUGUGCUGAUUCACAUAAUUUUGCCAUGUGCUCUGUUAUAGAGCUGGAUUUAUAUGCCCUUAAGAAGGGAGAAGAAAGCCAAUUAAAUAUAAAUAUGAAAAUAUGAUAAUUGUAUCAUAUUAGGCCACUUAGCUUCAGAGUCAGAUGUCAUUAACCCUUAUUUCACAUAAAAAAAACAAGAAUGGUGAACAUGAAUAAAAUUAUUAACUUUUUGACUUAUGAAGAUGUUUCUGGAGUAUUUUAUUCACUUGUUUUUUCUACUAAAAAUAUCCCUCAAAACACAGACAUUUUGGUAGCACUUGGUCCAUAGCUAGAUUGGAUCUCAGUCUUAAUACUUUUGACACAGGUUUUUUUAUACCUGCCUCAUAUACAAUGAAGCUUGGUUAGAUGUGACUGCAUGGUAAGAUGCUCUUUCCUAGGGUAGGAUAUGGUGCUGCCUGUACAUGCCACCUUUUGAAUGAAUGUAUGUCUCUACAUUGGCCUGGCUGGCCAAGAUAUGAAUGAAUAAAGCCUGGUGUGAGCUGAGUAUUUGAAAAGUCACUAGAACGCAUGUCUCAUUUGUCCUUAACGUAAUGCCAGUUGGAACUUGUUCCCUUUCUAUAUAUUGGCAGCCCAGUUGUGAAGGUGAAACAUACUUUUCUUUAAUGAAUGAUUCAAUCCUUAAAUCAGUGUCAUAGCUUUUUUUUUGCUACCACUGAAAUAACAUCACAGAGGCAACAUUAUUGCCUGUCUUCUCACAGCUCUUUAAUACAUACCACUGCCUGGGUAAAAUUAGGUUAUUUGUUCUUUUUGUCACUUCUUUUGUAUCAGACAUGGAAUCCAUUAUCCCUUUAUAUCUUCAUAAAUACAAAUGUCCACAAUCUUAGUUACUUUGUUGCUCCAAACAAACAUGAUUCCCAAACAAGGAUGAUUGUGUGCCCGGUUUUUCUGCUCCUCUCAUUCUGUUUUGCUUUCUCUGUGUCACCCAAAAAUACAGCUGGUUGGGAAGGAUGUAUUUAUUUUGUGUUCUCUUAUGAAGUCUGUGCCUGUAUUUGUAUUGCUUUCAAUUUCCAUCUUGUCCCUUAUUUUCACAGAUUUGAAUUUUCCCUUCCCUUUGUGAAAACCUGAAUGGAGCAGCAUCCUACAUGCCCAGAAAGUAUGUCUUUGUGCCUCAUUAUUUUCCUUCACAAGUUCCAUGCAAAGACUUAAUCCCAGUCCAUUUCACACACCUCCCAAUUUCUUGCAUUGGAUUCUAAUUUUUUACAUAUUCCCUUGAGAAAAGUGAAAUGCUGAGUAUGGAGGCUAUUGUCUGUUGAUAAGCACGCUAAGGAAGUUUCCUUUUGGAAAAUGUAUCUUAAAUAAUUAUACAGGAAAAUAAAUACCAUUAUAUAUA